CAUUUCAGGUUGGCUGCUUCCCUGGCUCCCUCGGUAAAGGGGUGUCUGUGAGGCAUGUAGGUGAUGGAAAGUGGCUUGGGAGUUUGCAGAGGAAACGGCUAAACAGUCAGCUUGACCUUUUUUUCGGGACACACAGCUCGAUCAGCUGGUUGACUCCACACUAGCUGCCAUUUUUAGGUCAUUCGAGGCAUCUCGCUAACUUGUGUGUGUAGCUACAGACAGCUGUAUGAAUAAGCCUGCUUUAUUCAUAUAUUAGUCGCCCACUGGGGUGUUGUCUAGUGGUGGAAUACAAAUCAUGAUGGCUGAUGGAUGUUGCAGAGGGAUGGAAAGAGGCAGGGGUAAGAUUGCAUCAGAUUCUUUACCGAGACCCACAUAUCCUCAGCAAUAUGUUCAGAGCGGAUCCCAGCAGCAGCAGCAGCAGCACCAGCAGCAGCAGCACCAGCAGCAGCAAGGCAAUGACAUCCAGGAGUUAGCCUCCAAACGAGUCGACAUCCAGAAGAAACGCUUCUACCUGGAUGUGAAGCAGAGUGUGCGCGGACGCUUCCUCAAAAUCGCCGAGGUGUGGAUCGGCAGAGGCCGGCAUGACAACAUCAGGAAGAGCAAGCUGACGCUGUCCAUGUCCAUGGCCCCGGCGCUGCGCUACUGCCUGGGGGACUUCAUCGAUUAUUACGCACGGAUCGGACUGCGGGGGGGCCUCGCGGCACAGCAGUUCGAGGAGCACAGCAACAACGGCCAGGGCCGCGCGCACGACUCCCGCAGAAGAGCGCAGACUGAGCCGCACGCGGCGCUGUCCCCUGGCGGCUCCGCGGGCUCAGUAGACGAACAUGCCCACCGCGUGCUCAAGAGCGAGUUCAUCGAGAGGGACAACAGAAAGUAUUACCUGGAUCUGAAGGAGAACCAGAGAGGGCGAUUCCUCCGCAUCCGGCAGACUGUCAGCAAAGGACACGGAACCAUGGGGUACUACGGUCAGGGCAUUGAGCAGACCAUCGUGCUGCCCGCGCAGGGGCUCAUCGAGUUCCGGGACGCGCUGUCUCAGCUCAUCGAGGACUAUGGAGACAGCGACGACCGAGCCGCCGCCAGGAACCAAGACGAAGACCCCGAGCUCCCCGAGGCUGCGUCCUUCAGGGUGGACAACAAGAGGUUUUACUUUGACGUCGGUUCCAACCGGUACGGUAUCUUUUUAAAAAUCAGCGAGGUGCGGCAGCCGUACAGAAACACCAUCACCGUCCCCAUGAAAGCCUGGGCCAGGUUUGGAGAGAAUUUCAUCCGGUACGAAGAGGAGAUGCGACGAAUUUUCUCGUCCAACAAAGAGAAGAGGAUAGACGCCCGGCAGGACAGUGAGGAGCCGGAGGACUGACCUUGCAGUAGGCUGUGUAUUUUGCAUGUAUUCUAGGGAUUCUGUUCAUGAGAUAUCCAGAAUGACCCUAAAUACUCUCCUUAUGUGUCCCUCCCUAAUAGCCUAUAAUGCAGUGUCCAGUGUUGGCUCAUCUACCAAGGGCUGGUAAACUAUAAUUAUAACCUGCCAAGAAGUUCAUAUCCCAUCUGUUGUAGUGGAAAAUAUUGGUUUUCUAACAUUUUCAUUGCCCGGUGCUGUUUAGUGCACCAGGGGCACACCAAACCUAUUCGGGGCCCUGAGCAUCAUUUAUAAAUCCCCCCCACCCCUCCCCUUUAAACUUGAAGAGUGUACAGUAAUUAUAAGUGACAUUGAAAGAUGAUGCUAGUGUUAUUAGGAAUGUGGUGCCUGCUAAACCACUUUAAUAUUUUGGCUCGGAAAGCGUAUAGAGCGGUACAGUGAUGACAAUAUGUUGUUGGCCGACCCAAAAGUUAGCAUUAAUUGCCAGAAUGACCCUAAAUAUUCUCCUUAUUUGUUCUUAAUACCUUAUAAUGCAGUGUCCCAUAUCAUCUACCAAGGGCUGGUACACUACUAAUUGUAACCUGCCAAUACGUUUAUAGCCCAAUGAUCUUGAACAUGUCAACUAUUGGUUUUCUAACAUUUCCAAUGCUCAGUGCUAUUUAAUGCACUUUAGCCAGGGGCAGACUAAACCUAUUUGGGGCCCUGAGCAGAAUUUUUAAAUCCCCCCAUCCCUCCCCUAUAAACCUGAAGAGUGUACAGUAAUUAUAAGUGACAUUGAAAGGUGAUGCUAUAGUGUUAUUAGGAAUGUGGUGCCUGCUAAACCACUUUAACAUUUUAGCUCCCAAAGCAUAUCAAGUAUUGCCGAAAAUAAGAUAUAUCCGGGUAACACAAGUUUGUGAUACUUACACGUUUUGAUUUGAAGGAUAAUCAUACCGUAAUUAAAUUAUUGCAAGCGGCAGUAGUAAAAAGCUAACGUUACGCAAUAAAGGAACUACAUCAUGGAUGAGCAUCGCCACCGCUAAGCUAAAGGCAGCUAAUGUUUGGCAUGAUGACGUUUAUUUGUCUCUUUUAAUCAUUAGUCCGUAACCCCUGUUUUUAACACACAUAGAAGCCUCUGACAUUUACCUUUGGGGUAUUUACUGAUGUAUGUUAUGGUGUAGAACAUAACGUGUAAAUCUCCCCGGCUUGUGUUAACCAUCUUAUUUCAGGCAUCUAACCAAAAACCAGUUAAAAAAAACAUUGAUGUCGAGACGAGGGAUCUGGAAGUGGUAAAAAUGUUGACUCAUUUCCAGGAUUUAGGACUCAUUCCUGCACCUUAAUCAGUUUUACGAUGCAGAAAAACCACAAAUGAUCGCUGAAGGAAAAAAAAAGAAGAAGAUAUAUAUAAUAAAUAUACUUAUUAUGUAUUCCGUAUAGAUCGUGCAAUGGGAAAAAUACUAAAUUUAUUCAUUACAUUUACAUUUAAAUAGCAACUAAAAAAGAACAGAAGACCUCACAUAUGGGAUCUGCUUGUGUUUUGACAAGUGUUGUGACAGGCCUCACACUGCUGGUGUGUGUUGCCCGUCAGUGGACCAACUAUGGUUAAUCCUAUACUGGUUUGUCAUUCAUCAGAAAGAAUUACAAUUGCCACAUUUGAAUAAUACUACAAAACACACACACACAGAGAGUAGAUGAUACCGUUUCCCCGCAGUGCAUUCUGCAAAAGCACUUUGUGAAGGCGACCAGAGCGAAAGAAUAGCCUGCAGUGUGUCAGAUGUAGCAAUGUGCUGAUUCGCUGCUUACCUCGGCAGCAUGGAGGUGAGGGGAGAAAGGAAAGUUCAAAGGAGAAGCAGGACACUAUGGGCUGGUUUCUGCUGUGUGUAAUUUAUCUUCCAUUUCCUGUGAUAACACACCGACACGGCCCUUUGUUAGUGUUCUGCCGUAGUGCUUUUGUCAGUGGAAAAGCACCGAUCAGUUUACAGUUGUUAACCGAGUUGGCAUACAAGCCAAAAUGUAUCCCAAAAUGCAUUAGCUAGUGCAAUAUAUCUCUUUUAUGAUAAAUCUAUCCAACACAGGCACUUAGUCCACUAACACAUUAUAAUAUAAAACAUUGUGUUCCAGUAAGAUGAGUCACAUGUAUGUGACUUGGUACCUGCAUUGAACUUUAAACACUUGAAAAGAAUUGACGUGUGACAUUUAAAGAUCACCAUAUUAAUAUAUUUGAAUCUCUUCUCCCCAUCCGGUUAAAGCAGAAAAGAGAAAACAGACGGUGACUGCUGCUUGAAAAGAUAUAUGUAGAUGUCAUUAUUCGUGAGGAUAAGUGUGUUGCUGUUGUUAUAUCAGUUAUACUAUGGCGGUUCAGAUUGACACUCUUGAAGGAAAGGUGUUUUACCCGUCUUCAGUAGUCUACACAAUCACGAAGGAAAACCAACCAGACUGUUAAAUGGGAGUGUGUGUGUUCUCUCUCAGACGAGGUGUUAAACUAAAAGCAGACAAAACACGGCUCUGCACCAAAACCUGAGAAAACAGUUAUAUUUUCACAUUUAUGCACCUUUUGUCGCCAAAAUUCAUUCAUAACAGAUUACUCUUGCGGCAUGAGGAGGGCAACUUGUCAGCAUUACGAGAAUAAUAAGAAUAAUACUGAAGAGGCUUAGUGCCAAGUGAGCAUUUGUUGUUUUUCCCUGAGAUUAAAGUCAGAAUUUCUGAUUUAAGAAUUCUGAAUUUAAUCUCACAACUCAACAAAAGUCUGGACAAAUUUCAGAAAUAAUUUUUUUUUCUUUACAUAUCCCGUUAAUCAUGAGUCCUGAGAUUAAUCCCCGGGUAGUGAACCAAGGACAGCUUGUAAAGUAAUGCCUUUAAAACUGAAGUGAAUACUUGAAACGUUUUCGGUUAUUAAUAUGAAGUAGUGGGACAGCUCAGAUCAGAAACAGGUGAAGGUAGACCUUGUUGUGGUGGCUUACAAAAGGCUCAGUGUCCUCUCAAACAGGCCUUGUGCCACCAUCGAGCUUCUCUCUGCAGAACCGUGUAUUUGACCUUUCCAAACUACUGUAUCUACUGAAGAGGACGACAUGUCUCACUCCUGUGCUGUGUUUGGCUGUCCCUAAAAGUGCUGCUUCCCCAUUAGAGCUUGAAUGGCAGGCGCUGUACAUUGAGCUGUGUGUGUGUGUGUGUGUGUGUGUGUGUGUUUGUUGUGUAAUGCGACCUGCAUGCAAGACAAAGAGCCUGAUUCAGACUGGGUUUAAAGGAAUCUCUCUUAAAGCGACCAUUUUGUUACAAUUACUCACCUCUGUCCUUGAAUUCCUGAAGAUAACUUGGAGAAUUCAUCGAACGGCAAAAUAUCCUUAUCUUAAAAGUCAAAAGUAUAUUAAAACAUCCAACUACAAACUCACACACAACUCCACUACUAAAUCUAUUUACCAGAGAUUUACUCAGAAAAGUUCUUCAAUAUCUCCAUGUAAAGUGGACACUCAUCCAUAUAGGGACAUCACGAUGAAACACUUCUGCUUCUAUUGGCUAGCGCUCCAACACCUUUUACGUGAUAGGCUAAGGGGCGGGACAUCUGUAAAGGGUUGACCAAUCAGAACUGAAAAUGACUAUAAUAGCAUUAGACAGUGAAAAGAGUUUCAUACACACCAUCAUGUUAGUCCAUAGACUGCAAGAGAAAAAUGUCAGACACACAGAUCUGAGUCUGUCUCAGUGUCACUCUGCAGGAUGCACUGCUGUGAACUCCAAGUAAAAAGAGAGGAGGUCAGAGGAAAUGACUGGUAGAGGUGUGUAGAAUAAGUUCAGUGUAGAUGUUUGUGCUGGUGUGAUGCCUUUAGGUGCAUGAGAAGCACAGGAUAGUCGGGCUUGGUGUGUUUGUGUACUGUCCGGUGUAGGGCAUGAACCUUCAUGAUUCAGUGAGUUGUUUUAUUUUCAUAUGAAUGGCAAAAGUUAUAUAUAGCACUUGUAGGAAGUAUAAUUCAAAGCACAAUAUAUUAGAAUAUAUAUUCAAUGCUUUACAUGGAUUUGAUUCAGUAUGAUAGCUAGUGAUCGUUUGCUCAAGAGGCAAAGAUUAAAUGUCGCCCCGGUAAAACAUAUAUAAAGAUAAAGACGUGAUAUUUGUUCUCCUGAAAGAUAUUUCCGUCUUUUGUAUUCCAAAUAUCUCUCCAAAAAGCACUUUAAAUAAAAGCUGCACUUUCGUUCUGCUGCUCUGUAAUCAGUCGACGGAGAGGGACCAUUUAAGCCUUCGGUGUAAAGAGACAAUCAUGGAUCCCUCAAUCUGAUGCAGUUAAACAAAACUCCCAUCAUGCUGUGUGUCCAUUUCUGACUGACUACAGUUAGAUAAUACAAUUAAAGCCAGACAUUGAAGUCUCACUUUGUGAAAUGAGCACAACGUCUGAGAGCAGAUUUCCUCCUGUGGACAGGAACAGGCUGGAGAGCAGUAUUUAGCAACGGCACUAACUAAGUCCCUUUUUGUCCACACAGGCUACUUCAAAUAUUCAUAUGUAAUCGAGUCUAAAAUCCACAGAUUAUAAGCAAUGUCUCUAAUGGAAAACUUUUGUAAUUCAGUGGUAGAAAGUCACUAAGUACAUUUACUCAAGUAUUGUACAAACUUACAUUAUUUUUUCUCCAUUUAAUGCUACUGUAUACUUCCACUUCACUAUAUUUCAGAGGAAGAUAACAUUAUUUGUACUCCUAUAUUUAUGUGACACUGACAAUUGAUAGUUUACAUAUAAACACAUGAUAUACUUCAUUGUUAUGAUGCUGUCCUGAACUACUAACCCAGACUCUAAUGGCGCAUUUCCACUACAGCGCGUUUUGGUUGUGUUUCCACUAGGCGUAUUUCCGGCUAGCGGGUGCUUUUUCACAGUUUUCUGGCUCUCCCAAAUCGAGGUUCUUUCCGGGCCAACAACCGGGCUGAGUAUACUAAACUAGUGAGAGAAUCUCUGACAACUACAACACAAUGAACACAUUUGACCGUGAUUUAAUUGUAAUACACGUUUCAAAAUGAUGCCGAA
Gymnodraco acuticeps is the source of this 6333-nucleotide messenger RNA. RefSeq names its product purine-rich element binding protein G (gene purg). Gene Ontology annotation, molecular function: purine-rich negative regulatory element binding; RNA polymerase II transcription regulatory region sequence-specific DNA binding; DNA-binding transcription factor activity, RNA polymerase II-specific. Gene Ontology annotation, biological process: regulation of transcription by RNA polymerase II. Bases 296 to 1357 code for a protein of 353 amino acids. NCBI's taxonomy places the organism in Eukaryota, Metazoa, Chordata, Actinopteri, Perciformes, Bathydraconidae. The record is from RefSeq and is a predicted model, not a curated record. Gene Ontology annotation, cellular component: nucleus. The transcript has a single exon.